AAUUCCCUGGUGCCGUGUCAUUCGAGCUGUGUUCUAACCUGGUUCAGAGUGCAGUAGUUUGCUCCUCCUGGAUAUACCCUAUGCAGUAACGGACAUACUAAAAACUGGUUGAUAACGCAUAAACAAAAUGGCUUCCUCCAUGAUGGACAGCGAGGUGUUCCUGGCCUUCUCCACGUACGCCACCAUCGUCAUCCUCAAGAUGAUGCUCAUGUCCCCAUUAACGGCCUACUUCCGCUUUACACGCAAGUCUUUUGCGAAUAGUGAGGAUACAGCAAUGGCCAAGAGUCCAGAGCUGAGGAAGAAGAUGCUGGUUGCUAACCCAGAUGUGGAACGUGUGAGAAGGUGCCACCAGAACGACCUGGAGAACAUUGUUCCGUUUGUCGUGAUCGGUCUGCUGUAUGCCCUGACGGGACCAGACCUCUCCUCCGCUCUGCUCCACUUCCGGGUGUUUGUUGGUUCCAGACUCUGCCACACGGUGGCCUACCUCCUGCCCCUGCCCCAGCCCAGCAGAGCUCUGGCCUGGUUGGUGGGCAUGAUUGUCACCUUCUCCAUGGCAUACCAGGUGUUCAGAACAGCCCAGCUCUGAAGAUCCUCUGAUCAACAACUCAGAUUCACUGAUUUGAAUUUCUUCUGACACUUCUCGACUCAAUCCCUCUCUGAAAAAAUAAACGAAUGCAACACCA
Messenger RNA from Esox lucius (northern pike), 683 nucleotides. RefSeq names its product microsomal glutathione S-transferase 1. Gene Ontology annotation, cellular component: mitochondrion; membrane. NCBI's taxonomy places the organism in Eukaryota, Metazoa, Chordata, Actinopteri, Esociformes, Esocidae. The record is from RefSeq and is a predicted model, not a curated record. Bases 128 to 586 code for a protein of 152 amino acids. The transcript is spliced from 4 exons. Gene Ontology annotation, molecular function: glutathione transferase activity.